AUGAAUACCGAUAGAUAUGUAUUAAGCUGGAAGGGACAACAGAUUAGCCUUUGUGUAUCAACAUUAAUAGUGAUAUUAUUGUCUUUAACCAAACUUGUUCACACUUCAGGCAACGAUGUAUUGGUGCAAGCUUUUGCCGAUAGGUUUAGUCAAUCAUCAACAGAAGAAGCUCUAGAAAUCUGGCAUACAGACUGUCAUAGACGUUGCCGUGUACAACUUAUUGAACAUGUAAACGUGGCCUGUACGUUUGAUCCGUACAAAAUAUUCAUUACCAAAAGAUCUGUAAAUAGUUCCAUGGUUCCAAUAAUACCAGCUUCUGAAAAAUCUUCCGGAUCACCGCCAUUUUUAUCGAAGCAUACAGCAUCUUCCUUUCUAGCCACAAGAGGGAAAGGAACAAAGGUUAAAAGUCACUCAAGACAGAAAAGGGGUGUGAUGGAAGAAUGCUGUUAUUUCAAAUCCUGCUCGUGGGAAGAAUAUGCUGAGUUUUGUCACACCUAUAACAGACGACCGACCGCGCGCACCUCCAACUGUUAUCGAUGACCCCUUGGGGUCAACUGUUUUGUUAAGUCUGUAUUAUUAAGAACUUGAAAAUCGGAUGUUUCCUGUUUCGGACAAUAAUUCAUCACUGUUCAAUUAGAUUUCCAUAAUUAAC
Molecule: messenger RNA, 652 nt
Organism: Patella vulgata (common limpet)
Lineage: Eukaryota; Metazoa; Mollusca; Gastropoda; Patellidae
Product: probable insulin-like peptide 7
Exons: 4
Coding region: 1-540 (179 amino acids)
Source: RefSeq, a predicted model, not a curated record